Molecule: messenger RNA, 715 nt
Organism: Ectocarpus sp. CCAP 1310/34
Lineage: Eukaryota; Phaeophyceae; Ectocarpales; Ectocarpaceae
Source: the annotation of a GenBank genome assembly
AUGCCGUGCACGCAGGAUUCCGACGUGGAUAUUGAGGUGGAGGAAGGUGCUGGCGAUGCGGAGUAUCUAUCCCUCUUGUCCGAACACCUUCCAAGUCUAGUGGACCAGGUCCGACCAGACCUAAUCUUUUACCAGAUCCGAUCAGACGCAGUCGUUUACCAGGGAGGCGUCGACCCCCUGGAGCACGACCGGCUGGGGAGGUUAAGCCUCACGAGGGACGGGCUGCGUCUCCGAAAUCGGCUGGUGUACGACACGGCCCUUGCGAGGGGCAUCCCUACCGUACUCACGAUGGGUGGGGGUUACCCGAAGGACCUAAACCCGGCGUCGGAAGACUUUGGACACAUCGUGCGGAGCCACCGGGACGUGUACGAGGACGCCGCGGCUUGUAUAGAGGCAUCGGCUUUCGAAGGGUAGAGGUUCGUUGAGCGGCGGCAAGCAGUGGUGUCAUGGGUUUCCAGAUCAAAUCCGGCGUGCAGAUUGGCGUCGGCUUUGUAGAGGGGGGUCUCUAGGUGGCGGCAAGGCGAGUGGUGUGAUGGGUGUCCAGAGCAAAUCUGGUGUGGAAAAAGGCGUCAGCUUUAGUACAGAGGGUACGCUUUCAGAGGUGGCAGGCAGUGGUGUGAUGGGUUUCCGGCGAAGUUCUGGCGGCGACGCGGCGCACGGGGAAAGUCCCGUAGACGGAAGUCGAAGAUUUUGUCAAGUGCUGUUUAGAUGUAGG